AUGACAUCUGAAAACAAAAAACAAAAAAGAACAGCUAUUAGUGAUGAAAUAAAGCAUGAAAUUUGUGAAUUUCAUACCAAAAAUUCACACUUAUCUCAUAUAGAUAUUGCAUUACACUUUAACCAACUUCAUAACUUUGAUAUUAAAAGAACAACCAUUAGCAAAAUCUUAAAAGAUAAAGGACGAUGGCUUUCUGCUAUUACAAAUCCUCCAAUUCCAACUUAUAAACACCGUGAAGUAAAAUGUCCUUUACUUGAAGAGGCCCUUUCUAUUUGG
Funneliformis geosporum is the source of this 276-nucleotide messenger RNA. The record is from the annotation of a GenBank genome assembly. NCBI's taxonomy places the organism in Eukaryota, Fungi, Glomeromycota, Glomeromycetes, Glomerales, Glomeraceae.